Molecule: messenger RNA, 2657 nt
Organism: Ficedula albicollis (Collared flycatcher)
Lineage: Eukaryota; Metazoa; Chordata; Aves; Passeriformes; Muscicapidae
Exons: 2
Coding region: 613-1278 (221 amino acids)
Source: RefSeq, a predicted model, not a curated record
UGGGUAAACCAAAACUUUACUUUGAAUUGGACUUUAUAAACUUGACCCAACUACUCAGCUCUGGUACAGAAAUUAUUUUGCUGUGGAAAAUGCAUUUCUUUAACGCAUGGAGAGAAAUUGCAGCUUAUGGGAUACUGGACCAUGUCAGGUAGGGCACAUUGGAUUCAAGGAAGGAUGGAUGGGAUUUACACCUUUAGGUAUUGCAGAGGAAGGAGGAAAUGUAGUGAGCGAAGUGGACUGUAACAACAGGUUUGUAGGCCUGUGGUCACUGUGUAGUUGGGUUUUGCUCAGAAGCCAGUAAGUCCUUUUGAGUUUGGUCCAAGAUGCCCAAAAAUAGGUAAUCGUCCCUUCUCUCUCCAUUCAUCUCUUUCUAUUGUACCAGACUACCAAGGUACAAAGCCUUUUUUUUGGGAGGUCCAAAGAGCACGUGGCUGCAGUUUGUGAAUCUUUAUAUCAAAACUGGUAUUUUUACAUUCAUUUUCUCCCACCCAACCCAGUGUUGGCUGCUCAGAGCAGCAGGUGUUGCCUGUUUUGAGCUUGUGCUGUGCAAUUGCCUUUGCUACUUCCACUCCUUUCCCCAGCAGCACAGUAAACUACGUGUGAGAGGAAGCUAUGGCAUCAAAGGAGCCAGCCUCCUUCGUGGACAGAACCACCUGGGAUUUCCUCAACCUAUUGGACAUGCUGGGGAGCCGGAAUGGACGAGUGGGUGUGAUGGAGGUGGACCAUGCUGAGUCAAGAGCUCCAUCAUUGCUGGUGGAUUUCACCCGGGACCUGUGUGGCACAGGGGACAUCAAGCACAGACCACAGCAGGCAGAUGAUGAGGGAAAGGAAGAGGAGGACCUAGUUCCCCCACAUCUGAUUUUCAUGCUGUGGCAAGCCAGUGUGUUGAAAAGGCUCAUGCAGUGGGAUCACCUGGAGGAGGCUGUCCGGGACGUGAGGAACCUCCUCCCCUGCCUGCCAGACGUGCUGGUGCUUGUGAUGAUCCGUCCUGACUCCCAGGAGCAGCUGGACCAGGCAGUGAGCGCGCUGAGGAGAAUGCAGUGUGUGCUGGAUGGGGCCCUGCAAGUGACUGUGGAGACUGCAAUUUACAGCCCAGGCCAGCCUGGAGGUAUCCUGGAGGCAAAGAGAGCUGCCUGUAGGGCACUGAGAGAAGCUUUGAACUGCCACGAAGAAGUCGACUCCCAGGAGCCGUUUGUUAUUUCGCUCCCGGAGCUCAGAUACUGCCGAGUUCUGCCUGAAUGUAGGCAAGAGAAGGUAUCAAAGACAGAUGGAGAAUGAAUUCCCUUGGGAAGCAGAAUGUGUCAGGUUGGUUGUAGCACUGUCCUGCCCCUUUACAGAACACUUCCUGGUGACUUGCUUGUCUGCCCAGGCCUUUUGCAUGAAUGAGAUUCAGCGUGUGGCUGCUGCCAGAAGGGGACGCUGCUCCCUCAGCAUGGGCACCACAUGUCCUUGUCACAAAGCUCAGAGUUCUUUGCUACAUUGGCUGAAAAAUCUGACCUGGGAAACUUUUAUCAAAAAUCACCACGUUUCUCCUUUGCAUUAAAUGCCUUAAUUGAUUAUCAAAAUGUCCCUAAGAAACGUGUCCCUAAGGAAACUGUCAGCAGAGAGGGAAUCAGAGCAGGCCAGAAGCCUCUAGGUUUAAAACUAUCCCAAAACUGAAACAGUGAGAGAAACUCAAGACUGAGGCCUCAGACCAUGUUUUCCCAGGAGAACCUGGAUGCAGGUGUCUUUGAUUCAUGGCUCUCAUCAGGAACAAGCUCCUUAAACUCCUCAGGGUUCUUUGUAGCAGGUAGUUGACUUAGAUACAAGUGGGUACACAUCCAGCAGAUUGAGUUUCUGUGAUGGGUUAUUUUGGUUUGGAGAAACUGUGGGAGAAGUAGAAUAAUUUUAAAUCCAGUUACCAACAUAAUAGCUGAAAUAGUUUCCCAUCCUCUGUGGGCAUGGCAAAGCACUAUAGCUAGCUGCAUUUUUUUUUGCAUUGGGAGUUUAUAUGUAUUUUUUCUCUGGUGUUUUUUAUAGAUCUUUUGUCAUCCUAAGAUCUUCAUUAUCAUCAAAGGAAGGAUUAAAGACCUGAUUUCUCUCAUUUAUCUGUGUCUGUGUGUAUCUAUAAGCUUCAAAGCUUAUAUCUAAGACUGUAAAACUUGCUGAAGCUGCAGAUUUAUGCAGUAUGGUACAGAAAUGUGGGAUUUGAGGGCGGUACAGAUCCUGUAAACCAAUAUUUGUCAAAGAUAGGAUUCUCCAGGUUAUUUUUCGAAUAUGGAUUCUUUCCAGAUCCUUAAGGAUGUGGCUUUAUGAAGCAAAACAACCUUGCUGUAAGUGUUUGGGUGGUGCUGGUGCUUGGCAGACUUUUGGAUGAGGUGACCCAAUUGCUGUGUUGUGGAAGAGACUUUCCAUGAGCAUUUCCACGGGAUGAAUUCUGCCUUUCAUUACUGAGGACACUGGUUUUUGGUUUUUGGUCAAGCUAAUGUAGAAAUAGUUCCUUUGAGUCAAAGCAAGACAUGUACAUGCUCAGGCUGUUUGUGAGUGAAGAAACUUUGGCUUCAAAAGAUCAGCAUAUUAGGACAUCCUUAAAGCAAAAAGUCACAAUGAAGGCCUGUGUCUCUAUUGUUUCCUGUAGCAUCUGAAACACACAGAUAACCACCCAAAUCCAGGCAUAG